AUGUGCCACUUUCAGGUCUCCUCACACUGCUGGUGUGUUCCAUUUUGUCAUAGGGUGCUGGCAGAUUACGGGCCUCCCAUUGCUGCUGCCAGGCCCGUAAUCUGCCAUGGGCCCCUGUACCGCCUCCUCAUGCUGCUGCCAGGUCCAGAGUGUCUCAUGGGUCCCUGUACGGCCUCCCAUUGCUGCUGUCUCCAUCGCCACACUCUGCCAUGUGCCACUUUCAGGUCUCCUCACACUGCUGGUGUGUUCCAUUUUGUCAUAGGGUGCUGGCAGAUUACGGGCCUCCCAUUGCUGCUGCCAGGCCCCGUAAUCUGCCAUGGGCCCCUGUACCGC
Molecule: messenger RNA, 333 nt
Organism: Staurois parvus
Lineage: Eukaryota; Metazoa; Chordata; Amphibia; Anura; Ranidae
Source: the annotation of a GenBank genome assembly